AUUUGUAAAUAAAAAAGGAACCUCUCGUUUUCUUCUCUCUCCCGCUUCUUGCUGAGUCGCCGACCCCUCUGAGAAGAAUAAGGUCUAACAAUGGAACUCUGAGAUUGUUUCCCUUCAGUUUCUAAAUUAUAAAAAGAUUAUUUGAUUUAAUUUCUCUUUUUCGCUUGUCUCCUCCUCGAUUGAAAUCAAAAGGAGUUUAAUUUAUGUAUCAAAGCAAAUGAAAGAUGUGGUGAUUCUACUUGAGCUGUAUUGAUCAUGAUGAGCAAAGGGUAAAGGAAAGAGUUCUGUUCUUCGUUUUUAAUAGCUACGAAUUUUUUAAGAAAUGGCGUAUUCUGCUGUUGUUGGGUUUCGAAAGGUUUCAGCUUUGGGGAUUGCUCGUGUUCUUCAAGCUGAUAAGGGAAGUUUGUGGCGGUUUCAAUUGGAAACUGAGUUUGGUGAGGUUUUGAGAUUAGGUUUAUUGACUAGGAACUACAAAAAGAACUCUGGACCCCCAAAGUUCGACUUCACAGGGACGGAAGCUACCUCAAAGUUCGAUUUCACUGAUCUCACCUGUCCUCAUACAUGGUAUCCAAUUGCUCGGAAGAAGAAGCGUAAGGUCAUUCUACAUGUUGGCCCGACAAACAGCGGGAAGACAUAUAGUGCCCUUAAGCACCUUGAGAAGAGUUCUUCAGGUGUAUAUUGCGGUCCGUUAAGGUUGUUGGCAUGGGAGGUAGCUAAACGUUUAAACAAAGCAAAUGUUCCAUGUGAUUUGAUCACGGGACAAGAGAAAGAGUUAAAGGAAGGGGCAACACACAAAGCUGUGACUGUUGAAAUGGCUGAUGUUUCAUCUGUUUACGAUUGUGCCAUCAUUGACGAAAUUCAGAUGGUGGGAUGUACACAAAGGGGAUUUGCAUUUACUCGUGCUCUACUUGGAAUCGCGGCGGAUGAGCUACAUUUAUGUGGCGAUCCUGCUGUCGUACCUCUUGUUGAAGAUAUACUGAAAGUGACUGGAGAUGAUGUCGAGGUUCAUACAUAUGAGAGGCUUUCACCAUUAGUCCCUUUGAAGGAGCCUGUUUCAUCAGUUUCCAGUAUUAAAACUGGGGAUUGUCUUGUCACCUUUUCCCGGAAAGAUAUAUAUGCAUAUAAGAAAAUAAUUGAACGUGCGGGGAACCAUCUUUGCUCUGUGGUUUAUGGUUCAUUGCCUCCCGAGACUCGCACGGCACAGGCAACAAGGUUUAACGACGAGACCAAUGACUUUGAUGUUCUUGUUGCCAGUGAUGCGAUUGGCAUGGGUCUUAAUUUGAAUAUUUCAAGGAUUAUCUUCUCAACCCUUCAAAAAUUUGAUGGUACCGGGACCAGAGACCUAACAGUAUCUGAGAUUAAACAAAUUGCAGGGAGAGCUGGCCGAUUCCAGUCAAAGUUCCCUAUUGGUGAAGUAACUUGUUUGCGCAAAGAAGAUCUUCCGUUGCUCCACGCGUCUCUCAAGUCUCCUUCACCUCUUCUUGAGCGUGCUGGACUAUUUCCAACAUUUGACCUCCUGUGUAGGUAUUCCCUAGCACACCCCAAACACGGGUUGUACCAGAUAUUGGAACACUUUGUGGAAAAUGCUAAGCUGUCUUCAAACUACUUCAUCUCUAAUGUUGAAGACAUGAUGAAAGUUGCCGCUAUUGUUGAUGAAUUACCCCUCGGAUUGCAAGAGAAAUACCUUUUUGUGGUUAGUCCAGUUGAUGUGAAUGACGAAAUUUCAGGUCAGGGACUUGCACAGUUUGCUCAAAACUUCUCAAAGGCAGGCGUUGUGAGACUGCGGGAGAUACUUGCACCCGACAGAGUUAAGGUUCCCAAAACACCAACAGAACUCAAGGAACUUGAAUCCAUUCACAAGGUUUUGGAUCUGUACGUUUGGUUAAGCUUAAGGCUAGAGGAUUCUUUUCCUGACCGCGAAGUAGCAACUUCGCAAAAGUCAAUCUGCAAUUUAUUGAUUGAGCAAUUCUUAGAGGGAAAUAGAUUAAACUCUUCUGCCCGCGUCUCACGACAUCUAAGGCGACAAAAAUUCUGAGAAUACACUUCAAGCGUGGUUCGACGAUUUUCUUGUUCUGUUCGUUGGUUUGGUCACUAAGGAAAAAUUGAAGACAAGUGACUGUACCACAAGAUCUUAGCACUACUUGAUAAUUGUUAUUUAACGGUAGAUAAACCAUUUGAUUUAUUUGUUUAUUUUAUCACUUCGUUGAAGCAAUGACAUGCUUUGAGAUGUAAGAGAUAUAACGCAUGCAUUCCAUAAUAUUGUUUUUAUUUAUAUAGUCAUGCUGUAA
Messenger RNA from Camelina sativa (false flax), 2288 nucleotides. Its product is annotated as DExH-box ATP-dependent RNA helicase DExH16, mitochondrial-like. The record is from RefSeq and is a predicted model, not a curated record. Gene Ontology annotation, molecular function: RNA helicase activity; ATP binding; hydrolase activity, acting on acid anhydrides. Lineage: Eukaryota; Viridiplantae; Streptophyta; Magnoliopsida; Brassicales; Brassicaceae. Gene Ontology annotation, biological process: mitochondrial RNA 3'-end processing. Gene Ontology annotation, cellular component: mitochondrial degradosome.